CCUCUCUAACCUCUGUCGCACCAAUCCCAUGACUGACCCCACCAUCAGGAUCCCACUGCGUUCAAGAGGGGGAAUCAUGAAAUAAAAUAGUCACAUUUGAUUACAUUUAUAUAAAGAAUAAUUAUACUGUGACUGUAGCCUACUAAUUGAAUGCCAAUUGGCUACUUUUGUGAGCACAUAAAUACUAAGUUAAAUUAAAAGACAAUAUAAACAAUUAAUAAACACAAUUGAUAAAAACGAAUUGAGACAGAAAUUACAUAAUUUGGCUUAUUAAACUUUGUCUUUCCUCACAAGCUAUUGACAGUAGACAGCCUUUGACAGCAUCAGUUUGUAUUUGAGUGCGCGAAUUUUUGGAUCUUUAUGGUAUAUACAUUGAAACGGCCAAAGGCGACCUACCUCACAAAGUGUACAUAUACCGAUCCUAAAUAACAAAUAACAUUUAGUUAUAUCCACGUUUAUGGAAAAAAAUAUAUACUCAUAACAUCACACAAGACCCGUUUCGCCUUACCGUAACCAUUCAAACAAAUGCGCUCACAAACUUUAUAGGGCAACAGGUUUACGAUAAGCAGCUGACUUGACGCCAUGGUUGUUGUAAAAUGGACGAAGAGGUUCCCCUGAGCAGCAUUGACAGUCUUCUCUGUCAUUUUGGUCUUCAAAUUCGGCAGCUUUCUCAAAAGAAGAAUGAAUACAACCAACAAAUUGAAGUGUGCAGAGCUCACAUUGCUGAGUGUCGGUCUCGCAUUGAAACCCUCAAUAAAAAUAUCAAAGAACUUGAGGAGAAAAUCGGGGUGAAGCAGAGCUCUGUGAAACAUAAUAAAGAUGUUGCAAAAAGCUUGAAGGUGACUAACAGCCGGCUCCUCCAGUAUGAGAAGAUGCUGAAAACAGAACUUGAGCGAAGAAAAGCCAGCUUCAAUGAUGACAAGGAAGUCUUUGAAGAGAGGAUUGCAGGCUACAGAAAGAUAUUCCAGUCACACAAAGAACAUUAUUGCAAAAACCCUCUGGCUCAAAAGCUGCUUGGGCUGCAGGCUGAAAAUGAGGAGAUAGAGUGUAGGAUCAAAGCUUGUGAUGAUCAAGUUACGAUGAAACAGAAAGAGCUCCACCAUCUCACUGAUCUAGCAGCCACUCCUAAUUCCAGUGAGAAAUUACCGGACAGUGUAUGUGUUGAACUGCCCAUACAAGAGCUACAGGAAAAACCAGAUCCUCAGAUAGAGGACAGUGAUUCUGCCAUUGACAUUGAAUGUCUUCAUCUCAAGCAAACACAGACUAAAGAAUCUGUAGAAGCAAGUGCUGAAGAUAUUCAGGCAGAACACCAGGGCCAGGACACAACCACCUGCAGCCCCGAGCCACAAGAACGAAGCAGAGAGUUGAGGUCACUUGAAGAGCAGACUGAGGAAAAUUUGCCAAAUGCGAUGCACAUCGAUGAGAAGGAAAAGGAAACGCAACUACAGGACAAAGUCUUGGAACAGCAGACUAAUGUGUCGGAGAUGGAAGAGGCAGUGGAGGUUGGAGAUGAAGAUCAACCCUCAAGAGAGAAGGACAACAAGAGACACGCUGAUUUUUCUCAGUCGCCAGCCACUGCACCUUCCACCCCUUCGUUUUCAUUCACUUACAGUCCAACCAGGUCCCCACACACAGCAACAUCCGAGACCAAAUCUCCAGCUCUCCUGUUCUCUGUCAACUCUGACCCGAUCACCCCAUGCUUCUCUGGAUUUGGGUUUGACAUGGGCCCGUCACAGGUUGAGGACACGUCUUUUACUUUCACCAACUCUUUGUUCAAUGAGAAGAACACUACAGAACCAAAGUCUUCACGUACCCCCGAGUUUCUGUUUGGCCAGUCAGAACAAGGAGAAGACUUUCAGUUUGCCUUCAACUUCAUGAGUCCUCAGGCAUCUAGCAAAGAUAAAAAUAAAGACGAUUUUCCAUUUUCAUUCAACUUUUGAGACAUUUGUUUAGUCACACAUUAACCGAAAAUGGUUUCUUCUUAGACCAGUUCUUGAUUCAUCUGUUCUUGGUUUACGUGAAAUUUGCCGCGUGACUUUUUAAUAGGCAUGUUCUGUUUUAGUCUCUUAAAUAGUUCCUUUUUUUUGUAAGAGUGUACAUAUACCUCAGUUUAUUAUAAAGUUAAUCAGUACUUUGCACACAUUUCACAUCAGCCUCACAGUUGG
This is a messenger RNA of Solea solea (common sole), 2165 nucleotides long. RefSeq names its product FK506-binding protein 5. Gene Ontology annotation, cellular component: central element. Lineage: Eukaryota; Metazoa; Chordata; Actinopteri; Pleuronectiformes; Soleidae. The record is from RefSeq and is a predicted model, not a curated record. Bases 597 to 1940 code for a protein of 447 amino acids. Gene Ontology annotation, biological process: spermatogenesis; meiotic DNA double-strand break processing involved in reciprocal meiotic recombination; oogenesis. The transcript is spliced from 14 exons.